This is a messenger RNA of Opisthorchis viverrini, 6147 nucleotides long. RefSeq lists its product as hypothetical. The transcript is spliced from 2 exons. The annotation marks the transcript as partial. The record is from RefSeq and is a predicted model, not a curated record. Gene Ontology annotation, cellular component: nucleus. NCBI's taxonomy places the organism in Eukaryota, Metazoa, Platyhelminthes, Trematoda, Opisthorchiida, Opisthorchiidae. Gene Ontology annotation, molecular function: protein binding.
ACGUCAUUAAACAUCUACGUCGAUUCUCACCCCGCUUUGGUCUGUACGGGACAAUUCGCUUCGGGGAACGUCUCAAACUAUGCAUUAGCCUUUCGGUUGCCCCAGCAGCGUGCACGAUGCGGCAUGGAACUUAGCGGUAUGAGCAAGGUUUCUGAGAGUACUUUGAUCAGUUCUUCUCCGUCAUGCCAGACUCACAUUUAUGACAGAAUUCCGCGCAGCCCAACUGCGGUGGUGCAGCCCAGUUCACCGAUACCGUCCGCACACAGCUCUGCAGGCACCGAUGGAUUGAAGUUUACUCUCGUGGACGAGUCGCCAUGUUUGGCGGCUUUUAAGUCACAAACCGACAGCAAUCAUCAUUCCAUUUCGCCAGAGAUUUCAUUCGCCACUUUUUCCAAUAAUCUGGAACGAACAGAUGAUCUUUCAGUAACCAACCAGGCGACGUCGGGCCCUGACCUUUCCCAGCUUCCAAACGACGAUUCCAACGACAUCAAUAGGUCAUCUGCCGUCGGAAAAUCCCACUCGAGCCCUUUAAUAUGCACAUCUCCUGCUAUUGCUCCUGGUUCAACAUUUUUUUCUCCUGAUCACCAGUUAUUAAAUGGAGGGUCCACACCAAUUUCCUUUGUUUGCCCAGCAGAUUGCACUACCCUUACCGCUGCCGAUACGUCGCUCGACGUUAAUGGAUUGUCUGGGUCCCAUACUACAGCAUCGCCUAACGAUGUUGAUCGUACAAGAAUGGAUCUCACAAAGCUGGAUGAAACGAUUGAUUAUGUCCUAUCGGCAGCACGUAGCGAUGAUCCAUGUGAGGGGCUGUUUGUUCUUCCAUGCCGCACCCGUGAACACACAACAUUGUCGUCACCAACCUUACGGGCUAACACUCCGACAUCAGGCCAUUUGUUUUCUCCUUCACCAUCACCUACUCCAUCCUCACCUCAGUCUUGCCAUGCUACGGCAUCUCCUCUUAAUUCUACUAAUAAGCAACUACAUCUAUAUGUCAGCUCCUCGGGUGUCUCCAGUAUCGCUACCGCAACUUCCAUGCCCCGGUACGUUGUGGACCAAAGUUCAGGACUAGUACAAUUGUCUACAGGUGUUGUGAAUUCACAAUGCCUUCCAGCAAUGUGUAAUGGCCAGCAGUCCCUAUCUUUUGUCCAGGUCUUUUCGGAUCCACCAAGUUCAUCUAGGAUACCGAAUCAUGAACGUUCCACCGUACCUCAGUUGGGGUCCUUGGUUACUUCUCCGCAGGUGGUUUUCCAUUCUGGCCUGUCUCACGCCGUGCAAAACCACUCAAUCGCACAGGUAAAUCACACUCUUUUACCAACGGCUGCGGCGGUUAGGGGCUGUGGGCCACUGGUUUCUCCUAACAAAUCCAAUUUGUUAUCCCCUGCCACUGGUUCCCGUUCCACAAAAUUAUCAACAAUCCCCUGUGCUCCCUUUUCUUCGAUAGACCCUCUCCUUUCUCCUAACAGAGCUGUAGUAAUCAGUCCCCCUAUGUGUGUUGUACAAAACUCUAGACUGGCAUCUCCAACUCGUAAUGUAUCCGUCUUUUCAACCUCCUCCAAUGAUAUGCCAAACCAAUGUUCCCAAUUGCCGGGUGAGCGACGCCACUACGUACACUCCCAGGUUCCAGUUUCUUUUCGUCAGCCCAUUGUUCCUGCACAAGCAUUCACCCCAUCAUGCAUAUCAGCUGCCAAUACAGUAUGCUUACAACCUACUGUGCCUGAUCAGAACAUUCCACUUGUACAUCCUGGUCCCACGAAUGCCGAAUCCCUUCGACAUAUUACGCAGAGCCACUCCGCAGCUUCGAGAAAGCGAAGCAAUACAUCCGGUUCCGGUCUGUCGAAACGUCGGAAGACAACUGCCGCUCCUCCCACGUCGCUUAUUAACGGAUCCACGAAUCUAAUCAAAGGAUCUUUACUCGAACCCAAUUCUCCCUACCGAGCCAACAUAGUAGCACACGAAUAUUUUGAGAAGUUAAAGCUGGGUGAUCUGAAGUCGCUGGUUUCCGCACCUGUGUUACGACCUUACCCUUCCGUAUUACCACCUGUUGGGAGCACUGAUGUUGUGACUCCGUUUCUGAAAGUUGACGACGAACAGUCUGUUUUAUGCAGAAAGGGCCUGAAGUACAUUCAUGGUUCAAUGUCUGUCCAUAUCCCGAAGUGCUCUCUUUCGGAGGCUUCAGACCGAAAAGUUGACAGUUAUAUUCUGCGCCAUUUACCAAACGCAACCUUCAUCGGCCCCUUGGUUUGUGGCUCGAAAAACCCCGCUCAUACGAUGUCCCCAGCGUCUCCUGUUUGUCCUUCCCCCGAGCCUUUAACAUUUGAAAACCAUAUGUUAGCUCUGUUCUCCACAUUCAAUCGGUCUCCGAAGGAAGAAUGUAAGUCCACGUUGGUAGUUGACCGAAGCGUCUCUCAGAACAUGUCAAAUAUGCCGUCUUUCGCACCCAGGUUACUGCCAAUGCUCGCUGAAGUGACGCCGAACUCUGGGAAACCUGAUGCAGAACGAUCAACACCCCCACUUCCGCUUUUCCACAUGCCUAAUCCAAGACUUGUGUAUGAUCAUGCACGGUCAGGUUCUACCGACCGUGAUGGCGCGGAAUUUAACACAACUGCUCAAUCAGAGACUUCUCGACCAAAUUCAACUGUUAUUUACAAUUCACCGUCUCGUGAACCAAAUGAUGUGAAGCCGCCCGUCAAUACUGCACUUGGAACGGGUCCCCUAAUUGACUCAGAGACAGGCGAAAUUGUUGCUGGACACCGCUUCCGACCACCUGCAGAACCAAUGCAUUCUGACAAGUUACAUAUCACGUUUACCAUCAAUCCAUCAAUGACUGGUGGCAUUCCCAAAAUCGUACAACGGAUAGCUGAAUUACUGGGGGUUGAGCAAGAUUCCGUUUCCUAUCAGGUUACACGGUCUGGAGCUCAAAUAACUUUAGACCAAAAACAAUCCCAGAGCGAGGGUUUGAUGCGAAAUCUCGAAAGCCAACUUCGGGAGCACUUUACUCCUCUAUCGUUACACGUUGAAACGGCUUCAGUUAGGCCAACUGAUUCCAAUAUCCAUUCAGAUUUGCAAACACUUGUGGAACGAGAGGAAAUUUUGAUUCACCCUGGGACAGGACGGCCAGAGUUGAAACAGAAUGUCGAUACCUCAAGUGUUUUAAAAUCAGACGGCCCUUGUAUAACGAAUUCCGAUCGGACCAGAUAUUCGGAGGAACCCGUAAGCGUCGUUUCGCUAUUGGCCAACAAGCAUGGGGUUUCGAAACCUUGUCAAAACUGUGAUACACUUGUCUCUCCAUACAGUGGCCAUCGUAAGACCCUCGAUGAUAUUGCUGCUUUAACCGGUUUGACAACGCGCACCGAUACAAAUGGAGACUUUAUAUUUUGUUCUAAGGACUGUAUGUUAGCUUUCGCGCAUUCGAUCUCUGUUCGUCGGCUUUCUCUGGAAAGUCCUACUGCUUGUCCAACUUCCACCGCCACCACUGGAUCAGUUUCAGAUUCUCGGCCGCAGACAUUGGUGUGUGAUUUAUUUUCUACAGUUCCUGUCGUCUUACAGAGCUCUUUACCAAAGCUAGGAAAAUCUUCAAAACGCCACCCAACUGGCGUACCUAUUGUGGCCUCAGGCCACAAAAGGCGGCACGUUUCAGCUGCACAUGGAACGGCAAAACACAGAAGAUGGCGUGAUUCGCGUUGGUGCAUCUUCUCAUCAGAAUUCGUCCUAACCGCAACUCCAGCACCCAGUGAUAAGAUUAUAACAUCAGGACCGAUAACGUUUUCUCGUGAUGACGGUCCAUGUCUGCGCCCCCCUCCUUCAGCUGACCCUCGACGUUGUACGCUCUGUGGUACAGUAGGAGAUGCUUCGGAGAAUGGUUUGGGUCGAUUACUUCCGAUGAAUAUCGACAAAUGGCUGCACGUUAAUUGUGCUCUUUGGUGUUAUGAAGUAUACGAAACAGUUGGGGGUUCUCUAAAUGAUGUUGAUAUCUGGAUUAAGAAGGCAAUGGAAACUAACUGCACACACUGUGGACAUUUUGGAGCCGGUCUACCAUGUUACAACCCUCGGUGUACAUUUUCAUAUCACGUUUCUUGCGCUAUCGCCAUCGGUUGUAUGUUUUUCACCGAUCGUGGUAUGUAUUGUCCUCAACAUCAGCCAAGAGAGGCACACCCGAUGCAGCUCCCCUCUCUUUUAGUGAAUCGUCGUGUUUACAUAACUCGUGAUGAAAAUGCGGAGGUUGGUGGGGUGAUCCACGAGGAAGACAGAACCAAGAUUGUUCGAAUAGGGAGUGUUUGCCUCCAUAACGUGGGGCAGCUGUUGCCACACCAGAUCGAGAGUGGGUACUUCCACACUCGGCGUUACAUCUAUCCGGUUGGAUUUCACACUGUAAGAAUAUACUGGUCCAUGCGAAAACCUCAUCGUCGAGCGCGCUAUGUUUGUGAAAUUGACGAAGCAGAUGGACGACCAUCUUUCCGCAUCACUGCGUUAGACGAUGGCUUGGAAGAUGUGACUGUUGUGAGUGACUCGUGUACCGGUGCCUGGCAGGUUAUUCUUUCGCGCAUCGAAGGCUUGCGUAGAGAAAACAACAUGGUACAGCUGUUCCCGAAACACAUCAAGGGUGAAGACCUCUAUGGGCUAUCGGAACCACAUAUUGUGCGGGCGGUUGAAUCUCUACCCGGGAUGGAUGGUCUGCGCGAUUAUGUAUUUAACUUCGGACGAAUGGAGCUGAUAGCGGAGAUGCCGCUGGCAAUUAACCCUUCUGGGUGUGCUCGCACGGAGCCCAAAAUGCAAACAUACGUUAAGCGGUCCUUCUUGAGCUCCCACAAACUUACACCGACCACUAGCUCGCCCGUAGGGUUUCGCCGAUCCGUGCAUCCAAGUUUAUCUAAUUCCACGCCUUCAGACUAUUCGAAACAGUAUCAAAGCAGUCGAUCUCAACAGUAUAGACGUCUGAAAGGCGAAGCCUCCAGUAACGUUAUACUCGGUCGAUCAAGAAUCCAAGGGUUGGGUUUGUUUGCUGCUAGAAAUUUGGAACCGCAAACAAUGGUCAUAGAGUACAUAGGCGAACUCAUCCGAUUGGAGCUGGCGAACAAGCGCGAGAAAGACUAUGAAGCACACAAUCGGGGGAUUUAUAUGUUUCGUCUGAAUGAUGACACCGUGAUUGAUGCUACUGUCUGUGGUGGACUCGCCCGGUACAUUAACCACUCCUGUCAACCAAACUGUUUUGCGGAAUUCAUCAACUUCGGUGAUCAUUCACACAUCGUGAUCAUAACCAAUCGCUUGAUAGAAAAGGGCGAAGAGCUUUGCUAUGAUUAUAACUUCGAUUUGGAGGACGGUGGCAGCAAAAUUCCCUGUCUGUGUAGAUCGACAAAUUGCCGAAAAUGGAUGAAUUAAAUUCCGCUUUCUGCAUUCAGCACUUGUGUACUACGCUUUGAUGUCCAGUUUUCUGCACCCGGUGAUUAUAUCUGGCCGCUUACACUCUUUGUUCGCGAUAGAUCCCUUCAUACGCAGUGCCUGUUUUCUAUCAGAUGUCAGUGCAAAGUUUUUCCGGCUGUCCAGUUUCUCGAUGUUUGCUCACUUCGCAUCAUGAUUUCUCACCUGUAUAGUUUUAACACACUUUUUAUACUUCACUACUUUCCGUCAAAUGUUACUUCCCUGCUUUCACUCAAUAGCACAUGCACAAACAGAAAGACGGUGAUAUGGGUUUAUGGAAUUGUCGUGUAAAGUGAUCACUGCUUUAAUUUAGUCUCUUCCCCUUUUGACCUGUAGAGACCCAGUGUUGUGUACAUCUCCCUUUGUUAAUUUUUUCUACUAAUCUGUUUCUUGCAUCGUGUCCCCCUGUACAGCCCAGACUUGCCGAUCGUGUAUGAGAAUGAUUUGUUCCACAUUCCUGUCGUUUGUACAUACUUUAACGGCCUCCUUCUGAACGCCUCUAUUUCCCGGCUAUUCGGCCAAACUCCAUCCAGUGCAAACAAAACAUGUUAUACGGUCUGAGGUCGUUUACUCUUUUGUAGCGUUUAUCAAUAGCACUUUUUUAAACAAACCCACUUACUUUCCAGAUGUAACUACUUUUUACCUUAGAAUGGCGCAGAUAUUGGUUGAGUUCCCAUUGCAUCCUGCCUACACCCGUUGUGUCCAUCGUGCUUCUACACGCAUGCAUUUGAA